This is a messenger RNA of Pelobates cultripes (western spadefoot toad), 8742 nucleotides long. The record is from the annotation of a GenBank genome assembly. NCBI's taxonomy places the organism in Eukaryota, Metazoa, Chordata, Amphibia, Anura, Pelobatidae.
AUGUUAGCGGAUAAACAAAGUUCCUUGGUGAGACUGAGAAACACGUUAAGGAACCCUGAAGAGAGAUCGGAAGCAGAAGCUUCGGAUAUAUCUUUGAAGAUCUCCAACUUUUCCUUUACAUACUGCUAUAAACAACUUAUUCAAGAACAGUGUAGCAACUGUGAAAAGAGGUUGUCUUUACAGGGGAAAGUCCCUAGAGUAUAUCGAUUUACUUCUAAAGAAUUCAAAUCGUAGAAUUCCUUGCCAAAAAUUGAUGCUGCAGUCAAAAGAAUUGCUAAGAGAAUCACUCUCCCUAUAGACAGCAUAACAUUUCUUAGGGAACCUAUAGAGAAAAGACUGGACGGAGAUCUGGUUAAAGCUUCUGGCAAUUGGUUCAGGUCUCUAUCCAGAGGUGGCUCAAGUGACCUCAAUUUCAAAAGCCCUAAAAGUCUGGGUGGAUAAUUCAGAAGAUAUAUACAUAGCCAGCGGAGUUCGUAGAUCUCAUCUUCUGAAAUCUAUUAUGCAGUUCAGACUGGAGUUAGACAUCACCAAGAUCCUAACAAAAAGUGUGUCUUUUUAUGUCCCAUGUACCUUAUCCCUGCAGUGGUAUUUAUUGCAGUUUCUGAGAAACUGCAAUAAUUACCUGCUAGGGUUAACUCCUCCUCUGGUGGCUGUCUACCAGACAACCACUAGUGGGACUUUUGGGUCUAAAUGAUGCUGGCCAUCCUCACGCUAUGCAUGAGGAUUUCCAGCGUCACUGGAAUCCCCAAAGGAAAUAACUGAGUAAUGCUUUCCUAUGGGGAAAUUCUAAUGCGAGCGUGGCCAUUGCCAAUGACAUAAGCUGGAGGGGGAGGAGCGUGGCCGCAGCCUGACCCAGCGUUGAGGGACAUUGCGCUAGAUUCAGGUAAGUGACUGAAGGGCAUUGGACCACCAGGGAAUCGAUUAAAAGGUAUUUCAGUGUGGAGAGGCUGGGUACUAAAACAUAGCCUCCUCACACACCGCCACCCAAUACUGUAACCCCCUCCACACUAAAGAGGGUUAUAAAACACCUUUAGUCACUUACCUUUAGUCACUUGUUCCUCAGCGCUCCACCUUCUCUGACGUCAUUCGACAGAGUGGGGGGCUAAUGCACAUGCACGGCGAGUGCAUUAGGACCUCCCCAUAGGAAAUAUUUAUUUCAGUGUUUCCUAUGGAGAAGAUCUAUGGGGAUAUAACUGAUGUUGGAUGUCCUCAUCCAGAGUGUGAGGUCGUCCAGCGUCAGUUCAUUGACGAAAAGUCCAUUAACAACCAGGAAGUGCCUCUCAUGGCUGAUUGACAGCCACUAGAGGGAGUCUUAGUCCUGUAAUGUAAUUAUUGCAGUUUCUCAAAAACUACAAUGAUUGACAUUGCAGGACAAAGUGGGACAAGGACAGUCCACCCAGACCACUUCAAUGCUUAAAGGGACACUACUAAACUCAGGGGAGGGCUGGCAACCUUAGGUCUGGGGGGUAAAUCCAAUCAAGUGGAUCAUUGCACCACCGAAUCAGCUCACCAUCCAUGCCCACCUUUUCCUGGUUUUUAUAUUGAUGUUAUGCUAAUCAGUAGCUCUUUGCCAUACCCACUCCUUUGCUGCUCCAACUUUCAAUGUUGUCAGAGUGCAGAGCCUGUGCUCUGUCUCACUAAGUGAGCACCGGAACGACGAGGGAGAGGAUAUGAUCUGACUGCACCUACUGCUGGUGCGCACCAGUGGACCACCAGGGAAUUGUUUCAAUUGAAUUUGCUGGUAUCCCCAACUUGCGAGGUGUGUUGGUCGCCGGACGCCUCUGUUCUCAUGGUUUCCUGCGUGAUCGCACAGCUUGCACACCCCAAAGGCUAGCCCUGCUGACAGACACAAUGGCACUCACUCUCAAUAACACACACACAAACCCUGACAGGCACACACUCACUGACAGGCAGACACACACAUUCACUGACAGACAACUACUUACUAGACUGACACACUUGCUGACACACACUCACACACUGACAGACACACAAACACUGACAGAUACACACUGAAUGACAGACACACUUAUUCACAGACACAUACACUUACUGAAAGACAGACACACACACACUUUCAGACAGACACACUCACUCACUCACUCACAGACACACACACUUACUGAUAGACACACACAUACUCACUUCCAGACACACACACACUUACUGACAGACACACACACUCACUGACAGACACUCACACUUACUGACAGACACACUUACUUUCAGACACACACAGACUUACACAGUCUUGCACACACACUCACAAAUUAAUUUUAUUGUUUGUUGCGCCUACUUUUAGGAGUUUUCUGGGUCCUUUCCCCAGGAUCCAGUGGCUUUCAUGAUCUUCCUGCUACUCUCUGCUAUUCGCACUGUUUAGUAAUGCGGGGCCGGAAUGACGUCAUAUUCCAGCCCCCAGCAUCACCAUAGAGGACGCGUGAGGAAGCAGGAAGAUCAUAAGCACAGUCAGCACUCCCUCGUCGCCUUCCUCCUUCUUCACCCUGUCUGGGACAAGCAGGUGCCUAGUCUGCCUUGCUACGGGGUGCCUUUAGGUGGUCAGCUGGCCACCUGCUUGGUUUCCUGCGACAGGCCAUCAGCCUGCUCCGCGCAGUGCUCUCCACCUCCUGGUGCCUGGGCGUUUUGCACCCUGUGCACCCGCCCAGGAUCGACCUUGCAGCGGCCGUUUUUAAAAUGAUUUAAGGCAGCCUGGGGGGCAAUUGCCUCCCUGCCCCCCCGUCCCAGCCAGCCCCUGACUAAACUAAACUAACUAAAUGUGAAACAGUUUUUCUUCUUUGUUUUUCUCUCCUUUCAUUGGGAGCCUGCGUAUUACCCAUAAGUGAUGCUGCCAUGCUCAGCCAGGGAAGGAGAAAAUGUAUUCACUUAGCGUAAAGUUCUUUUCCUGGCUACUCUACAUUACAGCAUCACGCUCCCUCACAUUUGAUUUUUUUCUAGUUUAGCUUUUUAAUGCUGCAAAACAUUAUAUUUUCAGCACCCUUAUUAGAAUCAACACAUUUAUAACAUUUAACUUAUUAGUGUGCUGGCAAAAUGUGUGUCAGCCUUCCCAGAUACUUUUCCCUGUACAACACAGUAAAGGAGGAGACCAUAUUUAAAAGAAGAAAAACUACCACAACAAGAGGACAUAGUCUUAAAUUAGAGGGGCAAAUGUUUAAAAAUAAUAUCAGGAAGUAUUACUUUACUGAGAGGGUAGUGGAUGCAUGGAAUAGCCUUCCAGCUGAAGUGGUAGAGGUUAACACAGUAAAGGAGUUUAAGCAUGCGUGGGAUAGGCAUAAGGCUAUCCUAACUAUAAGAUAAGGCCAGGGACUAAUGAAAAUAUUUAGAAAAUUGGGCAGACUAGAUGGGCUGAAUGGUUCUUAUCUGCCGUCACAUUCUAUGUUUCUAUGUUUCUCUCACAUAAACCCAUAUAAGCAAACCAAAAGGAUGGCUAUAAUUUAAUAGGAAAAAUCACAAUAGUAUAAAAAUCUGCCGUUGUAAUCAUCUGUUUUUAUCUGUGCACUUUUAUUGAUAGUCCCUGAGGAAGUCUGCAUUGGUAAUCGUAAUGUGUAGGAUUUGCUUUUGUAUUCAAACUGCUGAUUAAAAAAAUAAUUUGAAUUAAUUUAUAUGGUUCCUUUGAAGCGGUUCAGCUAAAUAUUCAGGAGUCCGAGAUCCAGAGGUUGGAAGUAUUUCUGGUCCCCAAUAUUGCCAAAGGAGGCACCUUUAUAUGAUUAUUUUGGUCUUCAUCUUGUGAGUGCAAAUCCAUCUAUGGAGGGAGGGGGUCAUCUACUUAAUGGUGUUAUACUAUUGUUAUUUUUCCUUUUAGAUUACAAUCAGUCAUGUUCCUAUUUUUUUGUUGUUUGCUUUAUCCUCCUUUUAAUAGACUGGGAAGCUAUUUUAAUUAAUUAUUCCUAUCCUGACAUCUGGGAGGAGAUAAGCCCACAAGUGAUUCUGCCAUAUAGAAUAGCCAGGAAAAUGUAAUUAUGGGAAGUGCUGCAUACACUUAGGAACUUAUAGAAUACAAAAGCAAGAUCAAUGGGAUUUAUUUUAGCCUAAAAAAAAAACAGGGUGCGAUUUAUACUGAGUUGGAGAAUACUUUCAUCUCGGCUAUUAUUUAAUGAAAUGUUCAAUUCUGCUUUCAUGUCAUCAAUAACUUUUUAGUGAAUAAACCCCAUUUGACACAAACCCGCCAAAAUCUGAAGUGCUGCGUUUGUGGUAUAAAUAAAGUUUAGUCAAAGAAAAAAAAUAAGAAAAAAAAUAUUGCAAUACACUUUCUCGCAUGCGCGUUAGACUUCCCAGCAUGCCUUGCGCAAUUUGCACUAUAUAAGCUCGUUUCCUCCGUUCAAUCGGCCAUUUCGUUCGAGCAGCGAUUCCCAAAGUAAGUCCUAAUCCUGUGCCAUCCUCGGCUGAGACACGUGUGUAGUAGUUAUUUGUUUUAUUUUAUGAACUAUUAGCCUCAGACCAGUCUUAUUGCAUUGUGCAGUAUUAUUUAGUGUAGCCAUUAUGGCUCAGGACCUGACUGUAUAGGGAAACUUGUUUUUUAAUGUGCAUUAAGCCACUUAUUAUUGUUUUGCACGCUAUUUCUUUAGAUAUACCUGGUAAUAUCUAGUCUUAUGUUUUUAACUUUAUCUUAUGUGUCAAUGCUUUUUAGUUACCAGUAUUAUCACUGGUGAAGCUGUAGUUCUAAGUUGCUGGAUAAUGCUCUGUCAAUGAUGAGAUCACACAGACCUGUUCCGAGUAAUAUGAGGAAUAUUAAUAUCUCUGAGCUAAGCUGUAUAGACCAAUCUUUAAAGCUUACUUGCUUUUUCAGCAUUUUAACUUGUUUUUAAUUUUAUUUUUAUUUUUUAUUUUUUUUUAGGUACUUUGUGCCCUGCAGGAUAACACUUAAUAAAGGUGAGACACUUUUUCCAUAACAAACUUAUAGGUAGACUGUCUGACUCCUUUCUAGCUUCUGGCCAGUAGUACGUCAGUCACUGUGGGCUGCUAUAGUGUGUGCCCUGCUGACGGCAUGGUAACGUCCAAUGUCUUUUAUUUUAUGGCGGAAGAAUACAAUAUCAAACUGCUUUCUUCCCCUCUACUGGGCUUCAGCUUGGUGUUCCCUGGAGCUUCAGCAUCUCUGCUCAAAGCAUUACAUGGACACUUCGUGCUCCAUACCCAAAAUACAUUGUAGUGGUUAUGGUGCUGGCAGUGUCCUCCAUGGAAAAAUGGCCAGAUAACUUCACAAUUUACCUGGCAUCUAAUGGGUGCUGGUCACAGGCUUUAGAAGAGCCUAACACUUGAGCACUAAACUCUUUUGCUCCUGAGUUGCACACUGCAUCUCAGUGCUUGUACUUAUGGAUAGGGUGCUGCCGAUUGGUUUAGAGCAAUCUGCUAAUGUUCCAAGCCAAUCACCUUAACUACUUACUCAACCUGAAUUGGAGAAACUUAUUGGCUUAGGAAAGUGAUGGUUGUAGGGUUAAAUAUUUAACUGUGCCACAAGGACGAUACUACUGAACUCUCUCUUGCUGAUUACUAGUGGAGACUUACCUCACUGACUGAGUGGCACUUCAGCAUGUAUUGAACUCUAGUUACUCAAAGACUAUAUCUAAAAAAAAAAAAAAAAGCUUGUGCUUGCUGUCUAGCUACACUUUAACACUCCAAGCACCAUAACAUUACAGCUUGAUAUAGUGCCAGAAGGUGUGGCAAUACCCCAAUGUAAGUAGCUUUUUACUGUCUGAGUCUUGCUGCCUUAUCCUAACUGGACAUCUGACAGCUACACAGGGCUAGCACAUUGGUUGAGUCGGUUGUAAUCAAACUGAUAACCUACAUGGGACACUCCAUGAGAGCCAGAAGCUUUCUGUGUUACCUUGGCUGAGAUCAGGCAAGCUAGUAUAAGCUCUGUCGGAAAGGUGACCAGGUACGUUUGUCAAGUUUGACUGCAGUGUGCCAAGGCACUCUUGGCACCAUAAUUAGUGAUCUAGUGAUUAUGGUGCUUUGAAAACAUUUUUGCUAUGGUUACAAAAUGGAAAGUUCUGGCACGCUUUUCUUCCAUUUCCAUACCCUCAGGCACUAAUCUUAACAUGUGAUGCAACCAAUAUGUUUUUCAAUUAGGAACUCAGGACAUCAAAUGUAUCUCUUGAGAUACUUGAAAUGAUUACCUUGUGUCUGACUAUUUGAUGAAAUUAAAAUAAUUGCUAUUAAGAUCAACUUUUUAUAGUCUGUAAAAGGAAUUCACAUUUUUGUUUUUCAUAAUUGUAGAUGCUGGAAAAUCCCUGCACCAAUGGCACAGCUCUAAUGCAAGAACUAAGGUACAGUACUGCUGCAGAAAGCAUACCUUAUGCCCCACAUGCCAAACCUUCUUAUUGGUACCAGAGCGCACAAGGUGAAACCAAUGCCUCAAUCUGUAGGAGAGGAUAGACAAACUGUCCUGGUUUGGUCAGCCUGACAGGGCCCAAGCAUCAAGCUGAGUUUCAUUAUUUCCUGUGAUAAAUGGUCAGCUAAGUGUUUUUUUUUUUUUUUUGUUUUUAUAUUAAAGGACCAGUAGAGUAUAUUAUAGAUUGGGUCAUAGGACUUACAUUUGUAUUAAACAGAGGCAGGGUCCAAAGACACUGACCACAUAUAAUCUGUGCAAUGCAGCUAGUGCUCUUCCAGGGACAUUCUUGGCACAACCACUACAGCAAGCUAUAGUAGUUCUGGAGUCCCUGGACACAGUAAUCUUUGGUCUUUAUUGGUAAAUAACAAGCUCCUGUUUUUAAAGUUGCAAUAUCUGGUUUCAUCGGUCAUAAAAUAAGUAACUUCUUAUUUAUAUCCAGACAAGGAGUGGGUGCCCCAGCACCCAAGUAAGACUUCAAAACCAUGAGACUUCUGCCACCUACAACUUGCUGUAGUUACGGUGCUUAGAGUGCCAGUUAAGCAGUAACAUGACUCCAAGUUAACUUACACUCCAUUCCACACUCAAACAUGGAGUCUACAAGCUAGCGGAGCAUCAUGGGGAAAUGUCCAAAAACAAGACCGUGGUGGCCAACCUUGACACCAUAAUUUAAGUCUAAAUGUAGUUAAACAAGAUUAAUAGACUAACCAAUAUAAUGCUCUACUUGGGUCUAUACUGGCCCUAAGCACUCGACUGGAUUUAAUAAGGAUUCUUGUUUUUACAAAUCUCUUGAGUACCAUAACACUUGACACUGCUAAAUCUUUCUUCCAGAUUCUCAUGUUCCAGAAAAUACCCACCAUGUCCUAACUUCGCAGGUAAGAUUCUAGUGCACAAAUUUUUAUUCUUUCAGUCUUAUCUGUGAUGAAUAACAUAGACAAGCAUAUGUCUGAAUGUUUGUGAUGCCAAUUUUAAUUCUGAGACUGACAAGUUGUUUUGUUUGUUUUUUUUUCUCUAUCUGCAAUGGCAAAAUAUAACCAGGGUCUUGUUUUCUUUUAGGGUAUCUCUCUCAUUGACCAUUUUAUAUACUUAUGGGUAAGAAACUUCCAAAGUAUUUCACUUUAAACCUUUUUGAUAAGUUGUAAGAAAACAUUGUAUAUUGGACAGGAAGGUGUAUUACUUUAACACUGUUAACCAGUUGGAUUAAGCUCUACUAGAAAUUCAGUGAGUAUAGUAUAAAAUGGCUGGAUGACCUCCACUAGAAAAUCAUGAUUGUAUUUAGUGAUAGGCGUUUAUGCUCCAAAUGAUGACUGAUUGAAGUCUCGUUCGUCUGAAACUCUUUGAAGAACACUUAAGCAUGGUGGAGUUCUGAUGGAGCCUAGUUCUGGAAAACUGGUGAUUCUGUCUGGCUAGAAUAACUACUUAUGCCAGUUUUCUAUAGAUGAUGCCCACUGAAGGCUGAACUUGGGUAUGUUGCAGCUUAUUUGAUGGCUUGGGCUUGUGCUUUUUUGAGUUUGCUGUCUGAUUGGAUGAAUGGGUUUAACCCAUAAGAAUCUGGACGACACUUGUCAAAUGGCAUUAAGUCACCAAAGCCCUGAUUAGACUUCAAUUACAAAUAUAGAUUGACUUUUUUGUUUUGCACUUUUUCUAAAAUGUAAUUUUUAAAUUACAGAUGCUGGAAUAUAAUCCCUGCAGACAUGGAGCAACUGUAGUGCCAGAAUGACUGACAGGUACAGUAUUACUGUAGACAGUGUAGCCUAUGCCCUAAUGAUGAAAACCUCACAUGUCCGACCUGCAUAUUGGUACCAGAGCCUGAAAAGGUGAACCCACUGGCACCAUUUGUAGGAGAGGAUGGACAAACUGUUCCAGCUGGAACAGUCUGACAGGGCACUUGGUAUAGACUCAUAACAUUCACUGUUAUGAGUUAUGCUGCUGACUUUAUUGUCUUUAAUGCUGUCUAAUACUGAGCUUUUUGUACUCAAGUCUGUGCUUCAAGAAUAAAUCACAUGCAAUGCUAACUCCAAUUUUCUCUUAAAGGGCGAACAUGGACUCUGCAUUCCUAGUCACUGCAGGUAACUGCUUCUGUAUGUCUACUAUUGUCUGAUCCUAAAAUAGAUGGAGUCAUUAAUAUUGCAUCUGAUGGCUCUACAAAACUUGGCUAUGCUAGAUUUAAGAGCUUUUACUUUAACAAUGAGCUCAUUCCUUAAAGUGAAGUCUUAUCUGUCUUCUCUUUGCAAAAAGUUUAUAUAGUAUAUCUGGGUGCAUGGGAUGAUUUAUCUUACCGCCCCAGUCUGAUAAUACAUGACUGAGUGGUAUAUUCUGAGCACUAAUUAGAUGUCUGUACAAAGCUUAAUGUGAUGUCUGACCUGUACUUAACAAGGCUUUCUAUCUGCAGGUGUCCCUGA